Molecule: messenger RNA, 1713 nt
Organism: Fusarium fujikuroi IMI 58289
Lineage: Eukaryota; Fungi; Ascomycota; Sordariomycetes; Hypocreales; Nectriaceae
Product: related to RUD3-suppressor of uso1-1 transport defect
Exons: 4
Coding region: 1-1713 (570 amino acids)
Biological process (GO): endoplasmic reticulum to Golgi vesicle-mediated transport; Golgi organization
Cellular component (GO): Golgi apparatus
Molecular function (GO): small GTPase binding
Source: RefSeq, a predicted model, not a curated record
AUGUCUUCCACCGUCGCAGCGAACCCGACCCAGGCGACGAAUUCAGGGUCGUCAAAAAAGAAGAACAACAAGAAGAAGAAGAACGCCAACAAGAACAAGGCUGCUGAGCAACCUGUGAGUGGUAGUUCAGACCCUCAGCAGGGUUCAGAUAAAGAGACCCUCGAAGACGAGCCCGAGACACCCACUCAGCCCGAAACUCCAGUCAAUGCAGAUGCAGACGCAGUCAAUGCAGACGAAGUCGUAAACGAAAAAGCUCCCCCUGUCUACAGUAACGGGCAUGCCGUAGAGCCCAAGGCUCAGAGCAACGGGCUCACACCCCCUCCGGUUGAUGGCGAAAACGAAAAGCCCGACGAUUCAGAUACCUCCGCCAAGCUAGAGGCCAUGAGCCAGGAACGAGAGGCCUUGCGGGCCGAGGUCGAACAGCUACGGAAGCAGCUCGAGAACAUCCAGGAGACACACAGCAACGAAGUCACACAGCUCAAGAGCGAUCUAGAGGAGAGCAAUGCCGCCAAGGAGAAUGCCGAAGAGGAAUACCAGACUCUUCUUGGGCGAGUUGAGAAGAUCAAACAGACGCUGAGCGACCGGUUCAAGCGCGACAAGGCAGAGCUCGAAGAAAGCAAGGAGCGCAUAGAAGAGCUCGAGGCAGAGAACGAGGAACUAAGAAGCAACGCUGUAUCGUCUGGAGACGAUGUCGCCAAGCUAAAGGAGGAGCUACAAGAUGCGACAAGGGAGCUCAACACUCUUCGAAGUCGCAACAACCUAUCAGCACAGAACUGGAGCAAGGAGAAAGAAGAACUGGUCCGACAUGUCCAACAUCUUAAGGAGGAGAUGGAGACUACUGCAAACGCCAUGGGCGAAUGGGAAGUUAUCGCCAUGGAAGAGCGAUCCAUCAAGGAGAGCUUGGUUGAUAAGGUCUCGGAACUAGAGGAACAAGUUACUAUUCUACGACAAAACUACGAGAGCGCCACUACAGAGCGAGAGAGCCAAACUACCCUUAUCGAAAACCUACAGAAUGCCCUCCGCGAAAUCCAAGAUGCUCGCAAGAAGGAGCUUCGAGAUAUGGUCGAGACUACCGAGGCGCAAGUUCAAGCUCUCAAGAAACAGGUGCAAGAAGCCGAUGCCCGCGCAAAGGAAGCUGAAGAAGCCAAGCAAACGCUCUCACAGGAGCUUGAGCGAACAGCGCCGUAUGAGAAGGAGGUCAAGGAGAAGAACCUUCUCAUUGGAAAGUUGAGGCAUGAGGCGAUUGUGUUGAACGACCACUUGACAAAGGCACUGCGGUACCUCAAGAAGACAAAGCCGGAAGACAACGUUGAUAGACAAAUCGUCACAAACCAUCUCCUCCACUUCCUCACACUCGACCGCGGUGACGCCAAGCGCUUCCAGGUCCUUCAAGUCAUGGCUGGCUAUCUCAACUGGACCGACGAGCAGCGAGAGCAGGCCGGUCUCGCUCGUCCAGGCACAUCCUCUAAUUCUCUCCGCCUACCCAUGUCACCAUUUACACGCACACCAAGCUCACCAUCUCUCAACACCGAUCUCUUCAACGAGUCAACAUCCGCCAAAGACAAAGAGUCUUUGUCUGAGCUAUGGGCAAACUUCUUAGAGCGCAGCGCACAGGAGGGCGCUCUGGAAACACCAAGUAGGAAGGGUAGCACUAGCAGUGCUGCCACAGGACCAGUGAGGCCAGAGUCAACAAGGCCGGAGUCUAAGAGUUAA